This is a messenger RNA of Papaver somniferum (opium poppy), 495 nucleotides long. RefSeq lists its product as uncharacterized. The record is from RefSeq and is a predicted model, not a curated record. The transcript is spliced from 3 exons. Lineage: Eukaryota; Viridiplantae; Streptophyta; Magnoliopsida; Ranunculales; Papaveraceae. The coding region runs from base 1 to 495 and encodes 164 amino acids.
AUGGAUAAAACAAGUUACAAAUUCGAGAUUGUGCUUCCACCUAGCCCAAUGCCUUCUCAACCUAAUGCAAACGAAAUUCUAACCGAAGAUUCAUCCCAUCACUAUUUGAAUGACUUGAGAUGGAAAGAUAAAGAAGAUGCAAAGAAAUGGGCUAGAGAACGUGGCAAGUCAAUUAUGUGUGUUAUAGUUUAUAAUGGAUCAACAAAUGACCGCCACUUUCAAAUGGUUUGCGAGUGUAGUGGAGAAAGUAAAAGUCAUGUGAAAAAGGGUACCCUAUAUGAACCAAAGACGAAUAGGAAGAAUACUACUUUCACUAAGAAGACUAAAUGCCCGUUCAAGCUUCAAUUCAAGCACAACAAGAAAAGUGUGAAAAGUGAGGAGUGGUAUUGGUAUUUGGAGAAAGUUGUAUGCGGUCGUCAUAACCAUCCCACACCGGAUACUUUGCUAUCCCAUCCUUAUGCGGCGCGGCUUAAUGAUGAAGAAAACUCAUUGUAA